GCCUUUUCUCUGGAUCAUGUGACCUGGUCCGCCUCUCUCAAGCCCCCACAUAAAAUUGUUGUAGUUGUGGUGACUGCUGCUUCAGAUUGCUCACUCUCUCGCUGCUGCCCAAGUAAACCUUGACAGCAAUGGAGAAUUACAAACAGUUCGUGGUAGCUCUGUCUGCCGCCGCAGCAGCCGGGCUUGUCACCAUUGUAUUCGUGCUGAGGUGGGUCCUUUACUACAGAGAAGGUUUAGCCUGGGAUGGAGGGCUAGCCGAAUUCAACUGGCAUCCGGUCUUACAUCUGGCCGGCUUCAUUUUCUUGAAUGGAGCAGGUGAGAGGGGUCUUUUCUCUUAAGACAUUUUAUAGCGGAUAAAAUCAUGAAGACACAUAAGCUGCUAAUGAUAAACUUUUAGGAUGCGCACGAAAUGAAUACUUAAAUCCAUACUAAGAAACUUACUUUACGCUAGGAACUCAUAGCUUCUUAAGAUAAAACAUCUUUACACAUGGCAUGUUGAAUCUACCAUAGGGCUGGGCGAUAUGGGAAAAAGUUUAUCACAAUAUAUAUUUUUGAUAUCAAUAUAUCACAAUUGAAAAUUUUAAUUCAACAGUGCUUAUUGGUAGCAUGUCUUUUCCAAUACAAUAAGCUACUGCAUCUGUGAGGUCUUUGUGUCUCUUUGAUGUUUUGUCGUAAGGCGGUGCGCUAGAGAAAGAGGACUGAAUAGUCGGCUGUUUCAGCCGCACAGGAGGUAGCACUCAUUUUCUUUUUUUCUCACUGACAGUGCUGUCUGCUUCACGUGUUAUAGUGCUAUGGUUGCGUGUUGCUGCAGCCUGCUACUUUGCAGUUGUUUACUACUUGGUUCUUCAGCACAUGAUUGGUUCGGUGCGAAGCGGACCCGGAGCAACUCCUGUUUUCAUUUGCUAAUUGUCUAGCCUACAAUACAUUUUUUUAAUCUGAAAAGUUUUGUGUAAUCUUAAAAAAACGAUUUAAUUAAUUACACCUUUUAUACCAAACUUCACAAAUUGCUUAACUGACCCUGUGUCACCCUGUGUUGCAGCCAUCAUUGUCUUCAGACUCCCCUGGACCUGGCAGUGCAGCAAAGUAACAAUGAAGUUCAUCCAUGCAGGCUUAAACUUGGCAGCAUUCAUUUGUGCUAUCAUUUCUUCAGUGGCAGUUUUUGACUUUCACAAUGCUGCCAAAAUCCCCAACAUGUACAGUCUGCACAGCUGGGUGGGCCUGGUAGCCAUUUCACUGUUCUGUCUGCAGGUACAUAGAUCAGCACUUGAAAGAAGCUUCUAGUGUGACUUAGUUGUCAUGUUACAAUGCUUUUUGUUAUACGCAGUACAAAAUUAAGUUUUUGUCAGCAUUACAAGCCUGUUUUUAUCGUAGAAUAGACAUAAACAACUUUAACCUCUUGCAUCUGUGUCUCUUCUGAAACUUGAAACCACAGUGAGCAGCAGUCUUGAUAAGCAAGCACAAUGGAGUAAAUGUUUUUUCUCCUCCUUCAAUGGGCAGAUUGUUCUUUCAAUCGGCAUCUUCUUGGUGCCAUUUACACCAGUAUCCUGGAGAGCAGCACUUAUGCCCCUCCAUGUGUUUGUUGGACAUUCACUCUUUGGCAGUACUAUAGCUGUGGCACUCAUGGGCAUAACAGAAAAACUGAUUUUUGGCCUGUAAGUAUAAAAAAAUGAGUAAAUGUCAGUAGUAGCUGAUGUCGUCACACGUUAUAACUGUUAAUGUAACCAUUGUUUUUUUUUUGCUUCGUCAUCAAGGAGCGACCCAAAGUAUAAGGAUUCUCCCCCUGAGGCGGUUUUUGUGAAUGCCAUGGGAGUGCUUGUUGUGGCCUAUGGUGUCGCAAUCCUCUGGAUUUCCACUCGACCGUCUUGGAAACGUCCCAAUGACCAGGUUUUGCAUGUUCUGAAUUCCAGUGCAGGAGCUGAGGUCAAAACCAAAAUGGGUCCCUCUCUGUCUCGGCUUUCUGAUUAAACUGAAGCUGAGGGCCGUGCAGAUGUCAGGAGGAGGGGCAACAAAUUAGAUGACUAGACUAACUGAUUAUAAAGAGCUGAUUUAAAAAGUAUGAGAAUGUGUAACCAAACUGCACGACACAGAAAAUAUUAAAGAUUUAUAUAUCUCCAUGUGCUGAUCUUCCAUACACAACUUAAUCUCUUUGCACCUUAAAGUAUUUGUUGUUGUCUGCGCUUUAGGCUAGUCUGCUGUUACAUUUUAUAUAAUAAGCACAUGCAAAUAAAGUAAGGUACUUUAUAGAAAAUAGGACAACAAUGCUGGUAUACACCGUUUAUAAAAUGUCCAAAUGUCUGUCUUAUCCUGAUGUAUUUGUAUUCUCAUUUCUUAUAUUUUAUAAAUGAAAAAAAAAUGCUCAGAAGUAAAUGUGAAAGAAUAAACAUUUGUAACAACUGACUUUUA
This is a messenger RNA of Xyrichtys novacula (pearly razorfish), 2403 nucleotides long. The record is from the annotation of a GenBank genome assembly. Lineage: Eukaryota; Metazoa; Chordata; Actinopteri; Labriformes; Labridae.